Molecule: messenger RNA, 342 nt
Organism: Anisakis simplex (herring worm)
Lineage: Eukaryota; Metazoa; Nematoda; Chromadorea; Rhabditida; Anisakidae
Source: the annotation of a GenBank genome assembly
GUUCCAUGCAAUGGUAUGGAUAGUUGCUAUCCGAUGGCGUUUGGAAUUCCGGCCGGACUGAUGGUCUUGGCAACGAUCAUCUUCAUCUCCGGAUCGAUAUUCUACAAUAAGCUACCACCCAAGGAAAACAUCUUUGCACGUGUUUGCGUAACUGUUGUUAAAGCCCUCAAAAACAAGAUCGUCUACAAGACCAGUCGACCGCAUUGGCUUGAACACUAUUUUGAUAAUCAUAAUUGUGAUGAAGAUCCACAUUGUAUUGCGUUACGUAAAGAGAGUAAAGAAGGUUCAACAAAAUGUGCUCAGGUUUGUCAUUUCCUGAUCGAAUUCUUUCAGGAUAUGUGA